CAUCGUAAUUUAGUGGAAGCGUGAAACUGUAGUACAAGUAAAAUGGAUACCUUGUUUUUGACUGCGAUAUUAUUUUGCCUGACUUUUACUAGGACAGAAGAGUUCCUAAUUGCCCACACGUCAAAAAGGCUAUGUCUCUCGACACUUAACAAGGCUGUAGUCCUUGUCCAGUGCAACAUGACCAGUCCCUAUCAACAGUGGACGUGGACAAACGACUUGAAACUUCUCCACCUUCAGUCCUCCUUGUGCUUGUGGUUCAACUUGAGUAGCGAUCUUCCUCGUCACGCACGCCUAGCCGCCAUUGGCAGAUGUUCCAGCGCACCUGGCUGGAAGUGCUACGACGACAAUGGGACUUUCGGGGUCAUCGACCGUCCGCUGUUCCUCAAGAAACAGGGCCUGCGAGUGGUCCUCAGGGGAGAACAGAGGUAUUCUAACUGGACUAAGUACGAGGUCGAAUCUGGAAGGAAAGUAAUCACGGGAAGUCUAUGUGCAAAGAAAGGUCUUGCUGCAGAACGAACUACACCAAUUGUGUCUACACCUGCUAGCACAACAAGUACUAGUACAACUAGUACAAGUACUAGUACAACUAGUACAACAAGCACUAGUACAACUAGUUCAAGUACUAGUACAACUAGUACAAGUACUAGUACGGCCAGUACAACUACGAGUACAAAUUCCCAAAUACCUGUACAUAGCACCAUUGCAGCAACUAUUAUGAGCACAACUGCAAACCAAAGGAAAGCUGAUAUUACUGCUACAGUUACAGAGUCUAGCGCUGCUCCCAGUACAGAUAUAUUCCAUACAGAUAAAGCUAUAACACUCACUGCAACCACUAGUACAGGAUUGCAAAGUUCUACCACAUUGAUGGUCACCAGCACAGAUCUAACUGAAAACAGUGUUUUGACCACAGGUUUGACUUUUGUUCCUCCUAACAAUAUGAUUUCUACUGAGACACAAACUGUCACAUAUGUGGCCUCUGAAAGAUUUGUUACAAUGAGUCCUGAAACUGAACCUAUCCAUACUACAACUUCCUCUGUUACAACACAACCUACUGGGCCAGCAACUGACUCCACCACUGUCACAACUGAACAGUACUGGACUACAGAAGCUGUGCGCUGUACUGUAAACCUAACUGACACCACUGUUUUCAACGACUCUGUUUUGCUAAAAUGGAUAUCCUCUGCCGAAUCGUGCAAUUUCAGUGUUGUUUAUGCACACAACAAUUCAAAAAUCUCGGACUGCAUUGGAGACGUGGGAUACGACUUCAGCUACGAAUGCGAGGUUAGGGGAUUGGAGCCUGGUACUUUGUACCACCUGGGAGUUCAGUCAGUCACAGAGCGGACCAACGUGUCAGUUCAAACCAACCCUCAAGAGCCUGCCAGGCUGAUAUUCCACCAGGAGAAGAGCAGCAGUACAGGGCUGCAGGUGUCAUGGCCUCCGUCUCCUGGCAGGGUGGAUUGGUAUGAAGUCACUGUACGAGACAGAGACACGGGAGACACCCAGAGUGUUCGUAUCGCUGGGGGAGGCGCCACGCAGACCAGCUUUUCCGACCUGGCUCCGGGCAGCCUGUACCGUGUGAGCCUCGUGGCGUUAGCAGGAAACAAGACCUCAAGUCCAGUGCUCACCACUGCUUCUACAGUUCCCUCUGCAGUGAGUGACCUACAGCUCUCCAGGACCGUAGACAGUCUGACAGUGUCUUGGCAGCCAGGGUCUGGGAAGGUGGCUAAGUACAGGCUGCUACUCAGAGACCACAAGAGUCUUAUUCAAAAUCUGACCCUGGAGAGUCGCAUUACCUCCUAUUCACUACAGAAUCUAAUCCCAGGGCACUCCUACAACAUCACUGUGGUUACAGAGGCUGCAGGACGACAAAAUUACAGUUCCAAAGCAACCAGGACAGACCCAGCUAAAGUGUUAGAUUUGAAACUCUUGAACAACGGCAGCCAGGACAGCCUAAGGGCCUCGUGGACAAGAGCUGUGGGAGAUGUGGAUUCCUACAUUGUCACUCUGUCCCGUUCGUCCUCCCGACAAGAAGAGAGACAGCUUGCGUCCAGUGUUUCUGAGGCUCUUUUCAAAAGCUUGACCCCCGGUCUGUCGUAUACUGUGUCUGUUAGAACCAAAAGUGGGGAAUUACAGAAUGAAGCACAGGCCACAGGUAGUACAGUUCCUGGCAAAGUCUCUCAGUUACUGAUGGAGGGCCGGGGUAAGGAGAAUGUUCUGAGGAUGACAUGGGCUCCCCCUAGGGGAGAAUGGGAGCAUUACCGCAUUCUCCUUUACAACAACUCCGUUGCGAUCGUGAACACAACAGUGGAGAAGGACACAAAGGAGUAUACCUUCAGGAAACUGGACCUUAUCCCAGGACGCCUGUACAGGGCUGCAGUUAUUGUAGAGAGUGGGCAACUAAGCAGUGCUGUCCAAUGUGAAGGGAGAACAGCUCCCCUGCCAGUUCAGCAGCUGCAUGUUAAGCACACAGACAAGGCCUCUAUGACCAUCCUGUGGACUGCCCCGUUCUCAGAAUGGGAUGCCUAUGUUGUCCAGCUGAAACAUGAGGACCUCCUGGUUGUGAAAACGGAACUCGCAAGGGACCUGAGGGAGUACACAUUUAAUGAUCUGGUUCCGGGGAGACAGUACUCCAUCACUGUGACGACCAGAAGUGGGGAACAGAGUACCUCCACCUCAGUGAAUGGAAGGACUGUUCCAGCAGAAGUCACCCAGCUCACGGUUAGAAACCAGGGCAAGACAGACUGCCUGCAGACCACAUGGGAACGUGCUGCUGGAGAAACUGAAUCCUACCGCGUGCUCCUCAUCCAUGACAGCAUUGUGAUUAAGAACGACAGCGUGCCUGGGGACACCACGGCCUACAGCUUCCACUCCCUCAGGCCUGGAGCCCAGUACAGAGUGGUUGUCACCACUGUCAGCGGAGGCUUGUCAUCCCGGCAGACUGUAGCCGUCGGACGGACAGUGCCUGCGGCAGUGGGUGAGGUGACGGUCAGCAACAACGGCCGGUCGGACUUCCUCAGCGUCUCGUGGAGGCCGGCCCCUGGUGAGGCUGACAGCUACGUCGCGAGCCUGAGCGACCGGGAGAAGGUCGUCGGCACUCGGGUCUUGCCCAAGCAGAGGAACGAAUGGGUGUUCAACUCCCUGGUGUCGGGCCGCCUCUACAACAUCUCCAUCACCACGCGCAGCGGAGAGUACGAGAACCACACUGUCGUGCAGGAGCGGACACAGCCCUCUGCUGUUAAGCAGCCUACAGCCAUUCACACUGCAACGGAUGGCUACUUGAGAGUGUACUGGCAAGAUGCAGAGGGAGACUUUGACUACUACCGGGUAGUCAUAAAGCACAAAAACGACUUUCAGCAGAAUAAGACUGUGCCCAAGUCACAGACAGAAUGUGUUUUCAAAACUGUGGUCCCUGGGAGAUUGUACACUGUAACUGUCAGUACUAUAAGUGGAAAAUAUGAGACGAGUAUAUCAACAGAUGGUAGAACAUUCCCUGCAGCUGUGAAGAAUCUGGCUCUGGCAGACCGUAGCACAGAGUUCCUGCGUGUUACCUGGUCCCGAGCACUGGGAGAUGUGGAUCAUUACGUGAUCGAGCUUCUCUUCAAUGACAUGAAAGUCUUCCCUCCCAUCACCCUUAGCAACACCGCACAGGAGUACAACUUCACCUCUCUCACCCAGGGCCGCCUCUACAAGAUUGUUGUGUCCACAUUUAGUGGAUCUCUCCAACAGAUAGGAAUUAUAGAAGGGAGGACAGUGCCUAGUAAAGUGAAGAACAUUCAUGUCACCAACAAUGGUAAAACGGACAGCCUAAAGAUCAACUGGACACCUGGCGGAGGGGAUGUAGACAGCUACUCUGUGUAUAUCUCCCUGGAGAACCGCUUGCUGAGUACAUCCUCCAUCCCCAAGCAUGUGUAUGAGCACAGCUUCCAGAACCUGCAAGCGGGCCAGCAGUACAUCAUCACAGUACAGUCUAUCAGCGGCUCCUUUCACAACAACAAUACAGCCAUUGGGCGCACUGUCCCUGCAUCUGUGACGGCUCUGCAUGCAGAUAACAAGUACACCACGAGCAGCCUGGUGGUGAGCUGGCAGCCGGCUCGAGGGACAGCAGAGGGGUACGCCCUGCAGCUCCUCACUGAGCAGGGCACCCUGGUCGCUAACAAGUCCAAGCUGGCCAACGACAGUCGGCACAGGUUUGAUGACCUGACGCCUGGAAAGAAGUACCGCAUUCAGAUUUUCACUGUCAGUGGAGGGAUCUACAGCAGGAGCACUUCUGAAGAAGCAAGAACAUAUUUUGAUUUUAGGAGUAGACACAAUAGCUGUUGUUUUGCAGUUCCAGCUCCAGUGACUGCUCUGAAGGCCCAAAACAAGAACAGGACAGACAGCCUGUCAUUCACCUGGGAGAAGGCCGCAGGAGACCUCUCUGGCUACGAGGUGUCUCUGUACAAUCCCGACGGCUCCCUGAAAGCCACACUGCCGGGGAGGGCCGACCUGCGAGAGUGCCUCUUCCAGGGGCUCGUCCCAGGGAGGCUGUACAGGGUCACCGUGGCAACCAAGAGUGGAGACCUCUCCAACACAGCCACCGCUGAGGGCAGGACAGCCCCACAGCCACCCACCUCUGUGGCGUUUGGCAGCAUCACCAACACGUCCCUUGAAAUCACCUGGACAGCCCCGGCUGUCACGGACUACGAUGACUUUGACCUGCAGUGGGUGCCCCGGGACCCCCUCUCGGUGAUCAACCCCUACCACCACGGACAGUCGGGGACCCGGAUACUGAAGGAGUUAUACCCAGGCCGCCUGUACAGCUUCAGUGUGCGCACAGUCAGUGGCAACAGAAGCAACCUGAAGGCCUACAGCCAGCCCAUCUACACAACCAUCAGAACAAAGCCUGAAAGAAUUCAGCACCUCCACUGUCGGCCUCAGAAUUCAACAGCCAUCUCCUGUUCCUGGAGCCCCCCGGCCUCUGACUACGACAGCUACACCAUCGAAUGCUACCACCAGGACCCCCGGCACUUGGUGUACUCCCAGCGUACGGGCAAGGACACACAGCUCUACAGCAUCGUCAAGCUGGAGCCCCACAAGCGCUACAGUGUCUCCGUCAAAGUCAUCUCGGACACCAUGACCAGCGAGGCGGCCGAGGACAGCGUGAUCACCAUGAUCGACCGCCCGCCACUGCCGAGCCUUCACACACGGGUGAACGAGAAGUCGGCUCAGAUCACCAAGUCCACCAUCUUCUUCGGGUUCAACUGCAGCUGGUUCAGCGAUGUCAACGGGGCGGUGAAGUACUUCACCGUGAUCGUGGCUGAGUCAGACAGCAGUGAAAACUCACAGCCUGAACUGCAACACCCACUCCCAUCAUACAUGGACUAUAAAUUCAACAGUUCCAUCAAAGCCUACCAGACCAAUUACUUUCCCAGUCGGUGUGCUGAGAACCCUGACAACAGCGUUCAAAGCUUUGAGAUCAACCUGGGCACAGGGAUGGAGAGUCUGGGAGGGAAGUGUGAGCCGUUUCAGACGAGAUUCUGUGAUGGGCCGCUGAAAUCGAAAACUGCCUACAGGAUCAGCAUCCGAGCUUUCACUCAGCUCUCUGAUGAAGAUCAGAAGGAGUUCAUCCAGCCGCUCUUUACAGACACCUAUUUGUCUCUGCCCUUAAUGACGGAGGCAGAACCCCUAACAGGAGUCAUUGAAGGAAUCAGUGCUGGCAUGUUUCUUAUCGCUGUGCUGAUUGGGGUCGCUGCUCUGCUGAUCUGUCGUCAAAAGGUCCGGAAAGCAAGUGUAGAUGAGAGGUCUACUGUGAGAAUGAGCGCUCGGAGGGAGAGACCCACAUCUGGCAACGCAUACAUGGGAAUCAGAAGUAAUCGUCGAGUUUCAAGCCCUGUCAAAAUUGCACAGUUCGAAGCCCACUUCACCAAACUGCAGGCUGAUUCCAACUAUCUUCUCUCUGAGGAGUACGAGGACCUGAAAGAUGUUGGUCGUAACCAAUCCCUUGACACAGCACUUUUACCUGAGAACAGAGGCAAAAAUCGAUACAACAAUAUACUACCCUAUGACUCGACCAGAGUGAAGCUUUCCUAUGUCGAUGACGAUCCAUGCUCUGAUUACAUCAAUGCUAGUUACAUACCGGGCAACAAUUUCCGGAGAGAAUACGUUGCCACACAGGGCCCUUUGCCUGGAACAAAAGACGACUUCUGGAAAAUGGUUUGGGAGCAGAACGUUCACAAUAUUGUAAUGGUGACUCAGUGCUUAGAAAAAGGAAGGGUGAAGUGUGAUCAUUACUGGCCAUUCGAUCAGGAUCCAUUAUAUUAUGGUGAUCUUGUUGUUCAGAUGCAAUCAGAAUCUGUCUUGCCAGAAUGGACUAUCCGCGAGUUCAAAAUAUGUAGUGAGGACCAGGUGAAUUUUUCUCGGGUAGUGCGACACUUUCACUACACAGUGUGGCCUGACCACGGCGUCCCAGAAACGACGCAGUCGUUGAUCCAGUUUGUGAGGACUGUGAGGGACUACAUCAACCGGACUCCAGGCUCGGGGCCUUCAGUUGUGCACUGCAGUGCUGGAGUUGGCAGAACUGGCACAUUCAUUGCCUUGGACAGAGUCCUCCAGCAGCUGGACACCAAGGAUACCGUGGAUAUUUAUGGCUCCGUCUUUGAUCUGAGGCUUCACCGGGCCCACAUGGUGCAGACAGAGUGCCAGUAUGCCUACUUACACCAGUGUGUUAGAGACGUGCUGAGGGCAAGGAAGCUACGAAAUGAACAGGAAAACCCACUCUACCCAAUCUACGAGAAUGUCAACCCUGAGUAUCACAGAGAUAUGGUGUACACAAGACGCUAAAGAAUGUAAGGGCUGCCUCGAUUCUGAGUGAAGAUAAAACCCCUCUACUGACUCCCUUUCCAGUUUUCACAGUCAAAGCUCUGCAGGGACACACAGCAAUUUAUUUUUUACAGUGUUUAUACAUUUUAAGAUUGUUUAUAUUUAAAUAUUAUAGAGAGUAUUGUAUAUACUUGCAUAAAUGAAUAAUAUUUAUGUAAAUAUGUAUUUUUUCAUGUUAUUCCUAUACCAGUGUUAUGUUUAUUAAAGCACAUAAGCUAUUCUGUUAUUUGCACACUAUUGUUAAAUCUAGCAAUGUCAAAGCCGAUUCUGAAAUGUUUUGGAAUGCAUUGGUUCUGGUGACCUCAUCAAGGAAAUGCAUCCGCAAGUGCGAUUGAUCUGACAUUACUCUCAAGAAUGCGUUAUGAAAUUACAGUAAAAAAACAAAGUACAGUUCAACUGAAAUUUUGAAAGUUCUUCUGAAGAACCUCCUCUGAUUCUUUGAAACAUUUGCAAAAAACUAGUAGUGCAGAAGAAUAGGAUAACAACAGGAGCAUAUUGACCCAGUUUAGCUAAUGUGUGGUGCCCUGUUUGGAGUAUACAACAUACAGUUCUACUGGUCUUUGACUAUUGAGAAUAGUUCCAAGUAAAUUAUGAAUUCACUUCAUGAUUCUAUUUAAAAAAAUAUAAACCAAGCUGGAAUGCAAACAAUUACUUCCAGGAAACUCUGUGUUGACUGGUUUGUACAGUAUAGCCCACAGGAAUUAUUUUGGAAAACACAACUGCACAGUGGUUUCUGGAGAGUAAAAAAAAAAAACAACCCCCUUUUUCUCUGACAAGUCUACUCACAGUCUGUUCAGAGCAGGGAAUCGCCUUUCUUCAUCGGGGAAGACUGCGUAGCUCAAGAUAUGAAAAAAGUUGUUUUUAUUUUGUCCAGUAGGUCAAAUAAUCAAAUACGAGUUCUCAAAACUUCAGAGCCCAGUUACACAGAACGUAUAUAUUUAGACAGCAUUGCUAUAUUCCACCUGCUUCUGAAGGCCAGAGCUCUGUCUGUUAACAAAGAAAAGUCAUUAUCAAGAAGAUGUUUCCCUUCUUGCAUUGCUGCAUACAGUGCAGAUAAAUCCACUCAACUACUCUUUCAGUUUGAAGCAAGCAGUUAACAUUUUAACACUCUAGUCCUUCUCCACUAGUAGAUCGGUUUUUGUUUAUUCUUUCCAUUCUGGUUUGUUCAUUUCCUUGGACAAAAGACUACAAAACAUAAUAGUUGAUCCAUUAUCGUUGGAACGUGAAGUUAAUUUUGAAGUUGAACUAGACACUAUUAAGCUGUGCUUUUACAUUUUUCAUCAAGAAGCUUAUUUAACCCAUUUCCAGGUUUCUAACCUGGAUCGUGAUACUUUGUUUAAUCAGUCUUCCAAAGUAUUUAAUAUGUAUCUCAGACAAGGCCAGCCUUCAUUGCAUUUUUAGAAAAUGUCCUCAACACAGCUUACAUCUGCACUGCACUAACCAUACACACAAGACAGGAAUCAGUUUUGACCACGAACCCUCACAGCACAGGCCACAUAAUACUACCAGCAGCAGAAACAUGGGACUGUGUCAUCUGCAUAUACAGAACAAGUUUUGCACAUUUUGAUAUGGAAUAUACAUUUUUAAAGUGUAAAUUUAAAAAUUCUUGUAGGGAAAAUACUACAAUACAAAAUACUACACAAAAAUUGGUGUUCUUAAUGAAUCCUCUCACCAUACAAAGAAAUUAGGUUAUGGCAUUCUGUUUCUCUGUUUAUUACCAACCAGGAUAGCUAAAGCUUUCAAAGCAAUGUAGAUUCUUCUGUUACAGUGGUUACAUUUGAGUGUUAAAUUUGAGGGGCUGAUACAGAAGUAUAGAUUUGUAUAUUAUGCUAAUUAAAAGUGUGUUAAAUCUUGGCGAUUAAGUGUUAAAUUACAUUUUAAAAAUAAGUAUUGCACAAAGAAUCAAAUCACAGAAAAAUAUGUUUUAAAUCAUUUGCUGUUGAUUUAAACAUAAAGCACUAAAACUAAGCACAUCUAAAAUGCAGGUGGGACUGAAAAAGGGCUGUGGAGGGCUUUACAAAAGUUUAGAAAGUCAAAGAAUAUUUAAAACAUUUGACCUUCAGCUACUGUCUUAUAACGUGCUUUGUAUUUUCAUUACCAGGAGCAAAAUUAACUUCUCUUAUCUUGAGCUCUGUCUGCUCCAAUUCAAAAUUGCAAUUUCCUUGAAUAGGACUGGUAACGUCAUGCACUGUAUCAUUUUUCAGACAUCGGUGCCUCUUUUGAAGGGUGUGUUGAAUCUUUAUGGCGUUUGUCCUCUCCUGUUUGCUACAGUUCAGUGUAGUUCUUAAUUUCGUUGUUAGGUAUUUAUGUAAACAGCUGGCACACUCAGGAUGGUCCUCAGAAAUGAAUAUAAGAGCGUUAUGUAGCAUAACUUUGAACUGUUAUGAUGUUUUCCAGGUUUGUGACUCCUGUUGUAUCAUUUUUUGGUUCUUAAGACAUGUAGCAGAAAUACAGUACAUAUAGCUUUCAAAAGAUAUUGUGUUACAUAAUUCUUUAUGCAAUUGUAUUGCAACCAUCUAUGCAGGUUGGGUUAUUGGAAAAUAUAAGCCUGCUCUAAAAUUAAAGUGCAUUAAUAGCUAUUUUUGUGUAAAAGCAAUGAGGAAUGCAGGCAUAAGCUUGAUGAUCUGCUACAGAAAAAUGUUACUGUUGUAAUACAUUGUAUUUGCUGCUGUUUCAACCCAUGCCGUAUCAUAUUUUUAUGACAAAAAUCUUGACCAGCAAUAUUGAUUUAAUUGUUUGCAGCAUCAGGUGUCACAUAGGCUUUGCUAUAGUGUGGUUUCAGCUGUGGAGUGUUCUUCGAGUGUGAGGAACCCUUCUGCUCACGCCCGAAGGAGGAUCUCCAACCAAAACAUUGUGUUUCCUUUCUUCUCUUUUCAGCAUGGAAUAAACCUUUACUUGUUCCUUUGCAGCCUACACAUGCUGACACAGCCGCCUACUUGAACUACUAUAGUAUCUAUUAAGACUAUUAUCUAUUUAGAAUUCAAGUAACAUCAAAUCAUAUUGCCCCUGUAUAACAGGUUAAAACUUUAAUGCAGUGCUUUGUAGUUAAUGCUGCAGUUUGAGAACAAAAAGUAGCUAACAGAUUUGACUAACAAUCAAUUGACAUCAGCUGCUGGAGAAUUCACUGCAAUAAAAGUUUGGAUCAGAAAGAAGAGAGAGAAUUGUAAUGCACUAUGCUUAGUCUUGCAGGACAAACACAGCAGCAAAGCAGGUGAUACCUUCCGCCAUUCCACCAUGUUAAGAAAAACCAUUAUAUGCUGGAGAAAAGCUGUUAAAAUAUUAAGUUUUUGUAGUUCUACUCUCAAUCUUGGUAUAUGCACUGGGUUGCACAUUGUGCUGCAUACUGUGUACAUGAGCUUUGAAAUUUCAUAUUGUCUGUACUGUUAGAAAAGGGCGUUGAGACCAUUUAUAUCUAAUCAGUUUUGAAUUAGUAAUGACAUACAUUGGUAUUUGGUAGAAAAUUUGCUCCCUUAGCUAACAAACCUUUCAAAAUUGAUACAAUAUUGCUUAUUUUGAGUGUUAAAAUAUUGCCUUUGUGGAUAGGUUGCGCAGUGUUUCUUCAAAACAUACAUUUUAUGUUAUAUGUAGGAAGACAACAAAUCUUCCUAAUGAAACAAUCUAUGUAUGUUACAUAAGUGCCAGUUCUCAUUUAUAUGUUCUAUGAAUGUAUUUAAUUAAAGUUUUACACAUUAUAAA
Messenger RNA from Lepisosteus oculatus (spotted gar), 10554 nucleotides. The record is from RefSeq and is a predicted model, not a curated record. NCBI's taxonomy places the organism in Eukaryota, Metazoa, Chordata, Actinopteri, Semionotiformes, Lepisosteidae.